Molecule: messenger RNA, 3801 nt
Organism: Drosophila takahashii
Lineage: Eukaryota; Metazoa; Arthropoda; Insecta; Diptera; Drosophilidae
Gene: stwl
Product: stonewall
Biological process (GO): regulation of transcription by RNA polymerase II
Cellular component (GO): nucleus; transcription regulator complex
Molecular function (GO): DNA binding
Source: RefSeq, a predicted model, not a curated record
CCAACCCUCGUUUCCGACUCGACGGUCUGCCAACUCGCUUUGCCUUGCAAGGCACGCUCUCUCGGCUCUCCGCUCUCUCGUGUGUGUGUGAGUUCUGCACUCGCUUUUAGUUUUCGCUGCCGCUUAGUCUGCUUUUUUCGUCUCAGCUGCUGCGCGCGUGUUGUUGUGUGAAUUGCGUUUGCUUCUGUAGCUGCCCCACAAAAACGAUAAAUUCGCGGCGAGCUCUCGCGGUUGAGUACGAACAAAGUGCCCUAGUGAUGAGCGCUGCCAGUGAGGAGAACGUGCUGCUGCUGCGGGCGGUGGAGAAGCAGCCGCCGCUUUACGAUCGCAACGAUGACAACUACAGGAAGCGCCUGCCGAGCGAGAAUUCCUGGGACAUGGUGGCCUCGGAAGUCGGGGAGUCGGUGGAAAAGUGCAAGCGACGCUGGCGUCAGCUGCGAAACGAUUAUACCCGUUGGUGCAACUCGGAUGCCCUUCGCCGUCGAAAUGGCCAGCGUCGAUUGGCCUAUCCGCUGGCCGAUGAGCUGCGCUUUUUGGACCGCCACCUCAACCUGGCCGAGGACGUUGUGAUGGACGACGAACGCAGCAUAUCGUCGGACAAGGACAGAGAUAGGGAUAGCAACCGCGAUAGCAACAGCAGGGAUCACCUCCAGCAGCAGCCUCAGAUAUCCUCAAAAGAACGCGCUGCCCCGGCAAGCAAGGCAGUCAAGGAGGCAAGGCCUAUCCGUCAGGUUCGAGAAGAGAAAUCUCCCAUAGAAGAGGAGGAAACUUUGGAAAAUCAAGAGGACGAGGCGCAAGCUGAAGAGGGACUAGAUGAGCCGGAAGAUCACGAGGAACCAGAGAAAGUUCCCGAACUGGACAGUUUUCUGCAGUCGGACAAUGAAGGCGACGAGUGCGUGGACGAAGAGCACCUAGAGGAGCUGGAAGGAUUCGAUUUCGACUUAGAGCCGUCGAUCCAGGAAAGGGAUGCGUCGCCCGAGAAGUCCCUCGAAACGGAUAACGCUGACUCCCCAGCCAGCCAGUCAGAGUUCUUUAUCAAACAAAGUAACGAUCCGCAUUUGCUGAUUAUUGGCAAGAAGAACUCGGCCGCUUCAGUUGGUGAUCCCGAGGGCGAAGACUCCAAUUCCGGGGAUCCCCUGGAGGGAGCCAUGGAGGAUAGUGGCGAUGAGUACGCCGGCUAUGAGGAGAAGAGAGGCGCGGGGGGCGACAACACCAUUUCUCCCCGACGCCGUCGAAUGCGCGCAGCUCGCGCUUCCAUAAGUUCCGCUGGCAUCAAGGAGUUGCCGAUUCAAAAGCCUGCCCAAGGACAGCGAAUCACUCGCUUGCAGCGCAGGAAAUCGAUGAGUGUGGCUGCUGUGCACAGUGUGAGGAGUGCCACAUCGCCGGUGAAGAUGACUCCAGUGCCCAGAUCCCAGCCGUACAACAAGCCAUCCUCUGGCCAAGUGCAGGUCAAGAAAGUGAGCCCGCGUGAUGACAUCUUUCCACGACCUACGGCGUCCGCCGGAAGCCAGAAUCAAAUGCAAUCUAAGACCAAACAGCAGCCGAAAUCGCUGAUCUUUCCAAAGAGGGAUGCCAUGAUCGCCAUUCCACAGGUACCCGCUCCACCGCAAAGGAGAUCAGCGGGCCGGCCGCCCAAGAAGCUUCAAUUGAUCCAGCGUGCGGUGGGUCCGCAGCCCAGACCUCAGUCGCCCGCUACCGCCAAAGUGAUGAAUAUUGCCAGGCCCAGCGGCUCCCCAGUAAACGGUAGCAGCUCCAGCACCAAUAAGAGCAGCACCGUUAGCAGCUCAAGCGGCAGCAACGCUGCCACCAUGACCAAAGUGACCACCUCCAGCAGCAGCCUCAAGACCCCUGAGAACAUCACCAUGAUGAGCUACAGUCCCAGCUCACCUAGCACUACCAGUUGUAGUGAGAAGACUGCUGGUAGUCCCAGUGCCUCUGCGACGGUGGUAACUGCCGUACCCACAACAAGCGCAGCUGCAGGAUCGUCUGUUUCCACGGUGCCGCCGUAUAUAACCGUCUUCAAACGCGCCGACCGGGGCAUUCAAACCGACAGCCCCAGCGUCUUUUCCGAUGAGCACUUCCUCGAAAUGAUCAAGCCCCAAAUGCGUGAGAUGAACUCCCGCCAAAAGAUGCACUUUAAGAAGAAAGUAUUCCAGGCGCUGAUGGAGACAUUUGAUGAUGCCACCGACUUUCCGACGGCCGGCGAAUUGCAGCACUUUAAUAUCAACACUCCCUCAGGAUUUGAGCACGUUUCGGAUCCGGAACUGCGGCUGGUCAGGGAGCUAGUUAGCAUGGUGAGCGCGGCCAAGGUGACUGUCAUUAGACCGCCAGUGGAUAGUGCACCUGCCCGCAGCCCAGUUGUGCCGGAUGCGCUGCGUGGACCGCGGACAAACGUACCGCGCCAUGUGAUCCAGAGAGUCUACAAGCCAGGCACUGGACUCGAAAUCGCCUCGAACAGCACAACCGGUCCGGGACAGGAGAAGAAGCUAUACAGGAUCCUGCAGAUGAGUGGCAAACCGAACGGCAAUCUAAGUGCCUCGCUGGAAAAUCUGCGUAAGGAGAGCGUGGACAGUAACCACAGUACGGUUAGAGUGGCCAACAACACCUCGAUGGUCAGUCCCAAGGGAGCUACUAUAGUGGCUGCAGUGAGACCACAGGGAUCUUCGAUCAACACUUUCUUUGGACCCACCAAUGGAGUGCAGCCUGUGAAGACCGGGCAGCCGCUAAAGGUGCGAGCCAUGUCCCGGCGGUAUUCCGUUUGCGGCAGCAGCAAUCCACCCAACGCCCAAGCCACUGGCCAAAGUCCUGCUAAUGGCAGUUCCUUGAACUCGAACCUAAGUCCCAUGGAGGCGGCUAUGCUGAAGCGGCGACUAUUGGCCCCUGCCCAGGGAAUGGUGCCACCUUCUCAGCGACCUCGCUACUCCGCCGUAGCUGCUAACCAAGUUACCGCCGUGGGCCACGGCAAUAGUUUGCUAGUGAGGAAGUCCAUGGGCAGUGUUCCCGGUAACCAGAAGCAAAUCUCACCCACCGCCAGAGCUUCGACGCCUCAGAAGACUCCGCAGAUUGCCAGUGUCCAAGGAUCGGCCUUUAAUGAUUUUGUCCAACCCAAGGCCGCUGCAGCUCCCUCUGCGUCAGGCGAUGCAAGCUCGCCAUCCUCCGCACUGAAGCGCAGCUUGGUCGUGGCCAAUGCGAAGACCUCCUUCCAGGACCUUCUUCAGCAGCCAAGUCAGCCGGUGCAGAGGAAAAAGAAAGAAGCCUCGGAGACAGCAGCCACCAUUGCAGCGGAUGAUUUCUCACUUGCCAGCCUGAAGCGAGAGCCAGUGGAUCACAUGGAUGAUCAAGACGACAUACUCGGCAUGUAAGGAUAAGCCAAGGAAAUCCCCGACGAUCGGAAAAAUAUAUGGAGAAUCUUAAAGAUUUAGCGCAGAUAAAAAACUUGAUCGACACACAAAUUGAAUAAUUGUUAAGAUAAACUAAAACACCUAUAAUGUUGCCUAAAACAUUUUUUUUACAAUUCCCUCUAAAUUUAAGAAUUAUGUUCCCAUUUCUGAUUUUGUUGCAGCAUAAAGUAAUCCUGACUACUGCGAAUUUUUGUUUAUAAUUUUAAAUGGGAAUAUAAUAAAAAGUUUUCAAGGCGUUCUGUUUUACAAUUUAUACGAAACAAAAUAUACAAAAUUAUGGAAAUAUUUCUAUUGUAGCCAUACACUUGUUUUUAAGAGAAUACGAAUCUAAAUUUCAUUUCACCAUUUGUAGUUAUAUAUGUAUAAUCAAUAAAUAUUGCCUUUUCAAAUUCAAAGAAAA